Messenger RNA from Cutaneotrichosporon oleaginosum, 1141 nucleotides. RefSeq lists its product as uncharacterized. Gene Ontology annotation, cellular component: mitochondrial matrix. Lineage: Eukaryota; Fungi; Basidiomycota; Tremellomycetes; Trichosporonales; Trichosporonaceae. Gene Ontology annotation, biological process: mitochondrial translational elongation. Gene Ontology annotation, molecular function: protein binding; translation elongation factor activity. The record is from RefSeq and is a predicted model, not a curated record.
UACGCCUAUCGCGCGAUCACCAGGUCUGUUCCGUGUUCGAUUCUUUCGUCGCCCGAUUAUCCACCCUAAUCAACGCCGUUUCCUAUAAUGCUUGGCCUCCGCCUCCGCGCAGCGGCAGCCCCCGCCCGCGCCUCCGCCUUCAGCACCUCGGCCUCCCUUUCCAACGUCAAGGUGCCCGUGGCCCUCAUCGCGCAGCUCCGCAAAGCACACCCCGUGCCGAUGGCGCAGGCGCGCGAGGCCCUCGAAAAGGCCAAUCUCGACAUGGACGCCGCGAUCGCCUACCUCUCCUCCGCGGCGGGGGCGAGCGCGCAGAAGAAAGCCGAUAAAGUCUCGGGGCGCGAGGCGAGCGAAGGCGCCAUCGCCGUGAGCCUCCUCGGCGGCCGCCGCGUCGGUAUGGUGCACCUUGCGUGCGAGACCGACUUUGUUGCGCGCAACGACGUCUUCCGCGCCGUCGCGCGCGGCAUCGCUGAGACCGCCGCGUUCCUCGACGUGCCCGGCACCGAGGAGGCCGGCGCGCCCGCGCGCGGCUCGGACCCCGUCCUCGUCUUCCCGACCGACCAGCUGCUCGCGGCGCCGCUUAUCUCGCUCGCCGAGGGCGAGGCGAGCAAGGAGAGCCAGAGCAUCUCGCAGCUCCUCGUCUCCUCCGUCUCUCAGACGGGCGAGAACCUCCAGCUGCGCCGCGCCGUCAGCUUCGCUGCCCCCUUCCCCGCGCAGGCGGGCCGCCGCAUCGUCCCCGGCGCGUACACCCACGGCGGGGAUAGCAGCACCGGCAAAAUUGGCGGUAUCGUCAUUCUCGACGUCACGGCGACUGGCGAGACCCCUGUCAGCAUUCUGCUCGGCAAGAAGCCCGAGCUGGAAGAGGAGCUCAACGCGCUCGCGCGAAACCUCGCGCGCCAGGUCGUCGGGUUCCCCACAAAGGCCCUCAGCCCUGGAGAAGGCGUCGCUGAGGAGGAAGCACUGCUCACCCAGCCGUUCAUGAUGGGCGGGAGCGACAAGCCCGUCGCCGAGGCCAUCAAGGCCUGGGGCGACGAGCGCGGGCUCGAGGUCGAGGUCAUGACGCUCCGUCGCUGGAGUACCUCGGACGAGCUCUAGUUGUAUAUCUUACUCUCACAUUGCAUGCAUACACUCAUCGCUCAGGCUC